AUGGGAAACGAACAGAGCUUUGAGGGCCAAGCCAUACCGGAGAAUGGGCUCCGGCUGUCCACCCUGUGCCGGUACCAGGCUGAACCAGGCGACGAGGACGGGUUGGCGUUUUCGUGGUUCCAGGCGUCGACCGACGUGUCCGGGCUGGUCCUAAGGGGGGCGCACCGCUACGGCUACGUCCUCUCGCACGUCGGGGGGCAGCGGCUGUUCAAGGACACGCGGCAGCGCUUCUUCGUCCUCCUCGACCACUACCUGUGUUUCUUUGACUCGCACUCCCCUGAGGCCCGAAUGAAAGGCAGCAUCGACCUAGACAAGACGCACUGCCACAUCGAGCUGCUGCCGAGGCCUCCGGAGACUGUCGACACCAUCCUUCAGGUCGGUGGCGGCAGCGGUAGCAGCAGCGAAGGCGACGAGCACCGCGUGGAAGUCACGCGCAGGACGGACGAGUUCUCGAUGGUGCUUUGCUUCUCGAGCGCGACCUCCCUCUCGGACUGGAUGAAGUCCGUCUUCGACGUCCAGCAAAGAAAAGCCACUUUCAGCCCGCUGAGGCACGGUACCGGCGGCGGGGGCGGGGGCGGCGGUAUCAGUAGCGAAGGCGGCGAGUCUAGCAGUGAUGGCUCCGACUCGUCGUCCGAUCUGCCCGGGUCGCUUCCGCGCGCACCAACCUACAUCAAUAGCAGAGGCAACAACAGCAGUGGGAUCGCUAGUAGCGGGAGAGGCGGCGAAGGGGGCGGGGGCGGGGGCGGUAUCGGCACCGGUAACAGGCAGGGCCGACGCCGUGGCGGCCGUCGAAGGGGGCGCCGCCGCGGGACCCUCGGCUCCCCCCCGCCGCGUCCGCCGAGGGGGGGCGGGGGUGGGGGGCUCCGCGGCGUACCCUCCUCAUGGGCGGACGAUAUCGACAUCCGCGCCAACGAAGGAGGAGGAGGGAGGACGGGAGAAGCCGAGGAUGCCCCGCCGUUACGGCUGCGGCCGCGCCACAUGUCAACGCCGACGUCUUCGGCGGUGAGGCUGGGGAAGGCGUCGGAGCGGCUCGCGGGACUCCCGCGGGGGGGCCGCGCGGCCGGCAACAACGCCUCCUCCUCCAGCAGCAACGUCAGCGGCUGCAGCCUGGACGAGUACGGCGCGUUCACGACGGCGCAGGCGAGCAUCUACGAGGGCUGGACGCGGGGGCUCCAGCCCCACGGCUGGGGACGGAUGGUCUUCGCCAACGGCGACCGUGUGGAGGGCUGGUGGGAGCACGACGUCCUGCACGGGAGCGCGGAGUACACGAGCCGGCAGGAGGGCUGGACCUACAGCGGGGGUUACGAAAAUGGGGAGAGGCAUGGCCCCGGGAGGCUCGUGUUCUCGUCGGCGGGAGGCGGCGACGUCUGGGACUGCGAGUGGGACCGCGGGGUCGUCGCGCGGGGUUCCCGCGGAACGCACGCUACGGCGGACGGGGAGCUGUACCAGGGGGGGUGCGGGCCCUCCGCGGCGGACCCCGCGAUGCCGGUGAGGUCGGGGCAGGGGCGGCUCCGGCGGCGUGACGGGGGCCAGGUGGACACGCGGUUCCGCGCGGGCAGGGCGGUGGACGGGGCUAAGGGCGUGGUCAGGUUCCGGAACGGAGCCAUAUUUUUCGGGGAGCUGCAGGAGGCCCGGCCACACGGGAGGAGCAGCAGGAGAAAACCAAGAGGUUCGCUCGCGGAGCUACACGAGAUGGCGAGGGACGUGCUGUGGUACAAGGGCGAUUUCCGCCUUGGGAAGCCACACGGCUCCGGCGUAAUCAAGUACAAGGACCCGGCUCCAUCGCUUCCAGCGGACAGAGGGGUCGGCGGAGCCGUGGCGGAAGAGGAACGGGGAGGAGCAGGGGCGGGGCCGCCGGGCCGCCCGCGUGUCCGAGCCUCGUGCGAGAGUAAGGACGAGUACGACGGGGAAGGCGGAGAGCCGGAGGCGAAGCAGGGCGGCGCGGAGCAGGAGGAGGAGGAAGAAGAAGACGAGGAGGGAGAGGAGGAGGAGGAGGAAGAGGAGGAGGAGGAGGAGGUGGCGGUGCCCCUUGUUGUGGGCGCGACGGACCAGGACCUGCUUGAGGAGGACGAAUGCACCAGCGACAGCGAGGAGGAGGAGGACGAUGAAGAGGAGGAGGAGGAGGAGGAGGGAGACGGAGGAGGAGAGCGAAGGCGGGGACUGCGGCGGAGCGGCAAUAGCAGAAGAGGGGCGUUGCCGGAAGGUGGCGAGGAGAAAGCAGCCACCGCGUUGGCGGCGCGAAGGGGUCAGCGAGCGCCGGCGGAUGGCAGCGGCGGCACCGGUGGUGGAGGUGGUGGCGGCGGGGGCGGCAGCGGGGCUGAUAUGGAGUACGAGGCCGAGUUCGUUGACGGCGUUAUGGUGCGGCAUGAUGCCGAGCACCUUCGGCUGGCGGCGCUCAGAUUCGGCCGGGCCGAAAUCCGAAGGCUGGAGACCCUCCUUAAGAAGGAAGAGGACGCCAUGUCAAGGCUGCGCGUGAAGGGGCUUUGCCUGCUGUGCAACGUGGAGGAGAUGAACGCGCUCCUCGUUGCGUGCCGCCACAAGGUGCUCUGCAUGGGGUGCGCCAGCCGCGCGGACAGGUGCCCCGUCUGCAACGAGACCAUCGGCAAGGUCGUCCGGACGUACAGUACAUGA
Ectocarpus siliculosus is the source of this 2631-nucleotide messenger RNA. Lineage: Eukaryota; Phaeophyceae; Ectocarpales; Ectocarpaceae. The record is from the annotation of a GenBank genome assembly.